CCAAUUUUUUCCUGACGCGACGAUACACCGCAGCGUGUUCUAACCUGUUGGGAAAGGUGGAGGGGAGUGUUAGCUUCAAAAUGCGUCCGGUCUCGGUCGCUUCCGAGCAGCAGGAGAGUCAGGACGUGCAUUCCCGUGAACCGCGUUUGAGGUUAACGUAACACGGCGCGAUGGAUCGUACUGUGGAGCAACGUUACGCUAUCAAAUUCUGCGUUAAACUUGGAAAGUCCGCCACCGAAACGUUGCCAUUAAUUCAGCAGGCCUUUGGGAGUGAUUGCUUGUCAAAAUCACAAGUUUUCCGAUGGCACAAGUCGUUCAAGGAGGGCCGAGAGGAAGUCACCGACGAACCCCGCAUUGGACGUCCAUCAACCUCCCGAAUUGACGAAAAUGUGACGCGUGUGCGUGAUUGUUUAAAUUUUGACAGACGGUUGAGCCUUCAAUUGAUAGCAGAAACUCUUAACAUUACGAAAACAACAGUUUUUCGUAUUGUAACCGACGAUUUAAACAUGAAAAAGGUGUGCGCCAAACUGGUCCCUAAAGUGUUGACCGACGAACAAAAGAACAUGCGAGUGCUUCGAUGCCAAGAACUCUUGGAAAUGUGUGAAAAUGAUCCUAAUUUUUUAAACUCAGUUAUCACCGGUGAUGAGUCGUGGAUUUUUGAGUACGACCCGGAGACAAAAAGACAGAGUUCAGAGUGGCACACUCCAUCGUCGCCCCGCCCCAAGAAGGCACGCAUGAGCAAAUCCAGAAUCAAAACCAUGCUCAUUGUCUUCUUUGACGUCAGAGGCAUUGUUCACCAUGAAUUCGUACCUACAGGGACCACUGUGAACGCAGCUUUCUACUUGGAAGUGCUAAAAAAAUUGAAAAAAAGGGUCACACGUUGCCGAAGCGACAUCAAGAACGCGUGGAAGCUGCAUCAUGACAACGCGCCAAGCCACAGCGCCUUCGUUGUCAACGAUUUCCUGGCCAAGACCCACACCCCAUUGGUUUCCCAGCCUCCCUACAGUCCCGACCUGGCACCCGCAGACUUUUUUUUGUUUCCUCGUUUAAAACAAGGCCUGAAAGGAAAACAUUGGGGCACAAUUACAAACAUCCAGGCACAUGUGACAUCGGCUCUAAAGGACAUCCCGGAGAAGGCCUUUCAGGAUGCCUUCCAGGCCUGGAAGCAUCGCCUCCAAAAAUGUAUCGAUGCGGGAGGGUGCUAUUUUGAAGAUUUCUAACCAUUGGUGGAGGGGAGUGUUAGCUUCAAAAUGCGCCCGGUCUCGGUCGCUUCCGAGCAGCAGGAGAGUCAGGACGUGCAUUCCCGUGAACCGCGUUUGAGGUUAACGUAGCACGGCGCGAUGGAUCGUACUGUGGAGCAACGUUACGCUAUCAAAUUCUGCGUUAAACUUGGAAAGUCCGCCACCGAAACGUUGCCAUUAAUUCAGCAGGCCUUUGGGAGUGAUUGCUUGUCAAAAUCACAAGUUUUCCGAUGGCACAAGUCGUUCAAGGAGGGCCGAGAGGAAGUCACCGACGAACCCCGCAUUGGACGUCCAUCAACCUCCCGAAUUGACGAAAAUGUGACGCGUGUGCGUGAUUGUUUAAAUUUUGACAGACGGUUGAGCCUUCAAUUGAUAGCAGAAACUCUUAACAUUACGAAAACAACAGUUUUUCGUAUUGUAACCGACGAUUUAAACAUGAAAAAGGUGUGCGCCAAACUGGUCCCUAAAGUGUUGACCGACGAACAAAAGAACAUGCGAGUGCUUCGAUGCCAAGAACUCUUGGAAAUGUGUGAAAAUGAUCCUAAUUUUUUAAACUCAGUUAUCACCGGUGAUGAGUCGUGGAUUUUUGAGUACGUGGAGACAAAAAGACAGAGUUCAGAGUGGCACACUCCAUCGUCGCCCCGCCCCAAGAAGGCACGCAUGAGCAAAUCCAGAAUCAAAACCAUGCUCAUUGUCUUCUUUGACGUCAGAGGCAUUGUUCACCAUGAAUUCGUACCUACAGGGACCACUGUGAACGCAGCUUUCUACUUGGAAGUGCUAAAAAAAUUGAAAAAAAGGGUCACACGUUGCCGAAGCGACAUCAAGAACGCGUGGAAGCUGCAUCAUGACAACGCGCCAAGCCACAGCGCCUUCGUUGUCAACGAUUUCCUGGCCAAGACCCACACCCCAUUGGUUUCCCAGCCUCCCUACAGUCCCGACCUGGCACCCGCAGACUUUUUUUUGUUUCCUCGUUUAAAACAAGGCCUGAAAGGAAAACAUUGGGGCACAAUUACAAACAUCCAGGCACAUGUGACAUCGGCUCUAAAGGACAUCCCGGAGAAGGCCUUUCAGGAUGCCUUCCAGGCCUGGAAGCAUCGCCUCCAAAAAUGUAUCGA
This is a messenger RNA of Solenopsis invicta (red fire ant), 2356 nucleotides long. Its product is annotated as protein GVQW3-like. Gene Ontology annotation, molecular function: nucleic acid binding. The record is from RefSeq and is a predicted model, not a curated record. The transcript has 2 exons. NCBI's taxonomy places the organism in Eukaryota, Metazoa, Arthropoda, Insecta, Hymenoptera, Formicidae. The coding region runs from base 171 to 1220 and encodes 349 amino acids.